Fusarium vanettenii 77-13-4 is the source of this 7134-nucleotide messenger RNA. RefSeq lists its product as uncharacterized. Lineage: Eukaryota; Fungi; Ascomycota; Sordariomycetes; Hypocreales; Nectriaceae. The record is from RefSeq and is a predicted model, not a curated record. The transcript has 3 exons. Bases 1 to 7134 code for a protein of 2377 amino acids.
AUGCCAUCCUCGGAGCGAGACAGGUCCCGAGAGGGAGACCUGCAGCUGAGACAUCAACACUCUGCCUCUUCAGACCACUUCCGGGCGCUGAUUCCAAUGUGGGAUAGCUCUGACCCCGAGCGCUGCCCUCCACCGCUACCUCUGAACCCGGGAUCGCCUCUCUCCUCGCGGGCCGGAACCUCGAGCGCCAUUCAGUCUGCUCACGCUGCGCUUAGUGAGCGUGCGCGAGAGGCCGCCAUGCCUCACCUCAACAGGAUUAACAAUGCCUCACCUACAAAGAGCAACUCGCACCGCCGUCUACAGUCUUCCUCCGUCAGGGACAUCAGUCUCAUGAUCGAGGGUGCCAGCGGCAGCAACUCGCCUUCCAGAUCACCAGAGCGACCUAGUCGACCAGAGACGCCUUCAAGGUCGCGCGAACCACCCGUGGACAACCGACCUAUCGACAAGGAGCCGGUACCAUCAAACCCAGGUCCCGGUCCUAGCCUGACACCUAUUUUGCGACCCGCGGUUCGACGGCCACCUCCUCAAAGCAUCUUGGGUGAGAACACACCUCCCCAGUCGUCUACGAUGCUGGCUCUCCAGAACAUGAGCUCCCUAUCACCCACCAAGGAGCCCGAAAACCCUCUCUCCAACAUUACAAACGGCUCAUCGGCUCUGGUGAAGCACCCCCAGAACCUUGAGCAGCUCUCACACCAGAUUCUCAGCCUCACCAGCAUCGCCACAAAUCUCCAGAAGGAGAUGUCUCAGCUCAGUCGACGAAGCAGAGACAAUGCUACCGACCUCCUCAGUCUCAAGGAGGCCACCAACACAAGAGAUGAGGAUAUUCGACGGAGCCUCAGAGAGCUUCUUGGUAGUAGUCAAAGUGGUGGCAACGGCGAUGGUAACCACCGACUAUCUUCCCGAGACCCCUUUGGCGGAUAUUACCUGGACAACAAGCCACACAACUUGUCUCCCCCUGGCUCCAAGCCAUUCCAGCUCCCAAGAAUCCCUUCCCCCAAGAGCUUCUCCGACUCGAUUGAGAGGGGAUCCAUUAGCACGCCCUCUCUGGCCGGAUCGGAGGCGCCUGCAUCUAUUGCUCUCCUCGAGAGGAUCAUUCGGGACAUGCCCACAAAGGAGGGACAGGACUCUCUUCUUACUCGCCUGCUAGAAGUAUCAAACAAGCUCUCUGGAAUGGCGACGUCUCAAAAGCUGGAUGAGGUCAUUGAGCAGGUCAGGGCUCAGUCCGAGCAGGCAAUCGUGCUGGGCAACCCACUUGGAAGCCCUGAUGCGAGCCGGUCUCGCAACUUGAGCUUUGGCGAUGAGCCUAGCCAUAUGGACCUCAUCCCUGGACAGGCAAGGAGUGCCGUUUCUCAACGUGUUGAACACAUCAUGAAGAAUGAGGCCCGGAGGAACUCUGAACCCGCCAGCCAGAGAGCUAACAUCGUCAAUGACGAUCUCAUGGCCAUCAUCCGCUCCGUCAAGGACAGCGUUGCCCAGGGUGGCGGUCUAACUGCCGAGGUCAAGGCUCUCGUCCGGGAGCUCCGUGGUGAGGUCCUUGGCAUGGGCCGGGAGAUUGGCCGCAGACUGGAGCAGCAAGCCUCGCGAAGGAACGUCGACGACCAUGAUAGCCCAAGCAAGGAUGAGGUGGCCCGAGUCAUAGAUGAAGGCCUUGAGCAAAUGAAGGACCAGCUUAACCACGUCCUUCGGGAGCACAGGCGCCAGUCUGCGGCCUCGGUCAACACCCAGAAGAGUGCUGUUGACUAUCAGGAGAUCUACAAUGCCAUGCGAGCAGCCAUCCAGGACAACGAGGCUACCCGUAACAACAUGCCCGACCUCAGCCGAGAUGAUGUCAUUGAGGCUGUCAGGGAUGCCUGGGAGAACUACAAGCCUGAGAUUGAGGUUCAACAGCUUGGACUUGAGCGUGACGAGGUUUUGGCUUGCCUGAAGGAAGGCCUUCGAGAGUUCGCUCCAGCCCCUGCUGCCACCAGAGACGAGGUUUUCACAGCCGUCGUCGAGGGCCUGAAGCACUUUGUUCCCCCUCAGGUUGAGCAGCCCGAUGCUGCAUCGAGAGAGGAGAUUAUCGAUGCGGUCCGUGACUGCUUGGAGGAGUUCGAGUUCCCCGUGGCCCCUGGCCCCAAUGAGCUCACCCGUGAGGACAUGGUCGAUGCCGUCAAGGAGGGUCUCCACGACCUGGAUCUCACCUCGAGCCGUGCUUUGGUGCCUGCCUCUGCGGGCAACGACGAUAUCGCCGAGCGUCUCAGAGAGAUUAUGGAUUUCCUCCGACACGAGUUCAAGGCGAUGUCCGAUGAAGCCAAGCAGAGCCGAGAUACGGAGCAGGUCAUCGAUGCGACAAAGGACGGCUUCGAGAACCUCCGGAAAGCCAUGGAGUCGUACGUUGACCGUGCCGCUGGCGUUGCAAGCCAGGAAGACUUCUUGGAUGAUCUGUUGAAAUCCCUGGAUGACUUCAAGGAUGAAGUGGCCGGCCUCGUUGCAAAUGCCAACCUCCAAUCCCGUGAGCAACUCCAGACUGAGCUUGAAGGCCUCCGUGAUGUGGUCAACUCUUCCAUGGUGCCCGCUCUCCCUCCCCAACUUAACAACACGGAGGUCCUUGAGGCUCUCAACACAGGCUUCAACAACCUCCGACAGGAGAUCCUCCGUCCCCGAGCCGAGACGAGCGAGAUUCUUGACGCCCUCAAUGAUGGCCUCAACGAUCUGCGAGCUGGCAUGGACCGUGUCACCAACAAGCCUGCCGAUUUGACCGCAAAUGACGAGAUCCUCGAUGCCCUCAAGACUGGCCUCGACUCUGUUAGAUCCGACAUUGACACUCUCCGCGAGAACAGCAACGACAGAGCCAUUGCUACUCUCGAUGCCCCUCCACAAGCCAACGAUGAGCUUCUCGAUGCUCUCAAGGCUGGCCUGGGUGCUGUGCGCUCGGAUAUUGAGGCACUUCGCGAUGGCCAUGCCGAGAAGGCCCUUACGCCAGCUGAGCAUACCGAGAACAAGGACAACGACGAGGUCCUCGAAGCGCUGAAGACUGGCCUUGAAUCCAUUCGCGCUGACAUUGAGACAAUUCGGGAGACUACCAAGGAGCCUGCCGCUGCCGCUCCCGUGGACAACACCACCAACGAUGAGGUUAUUGAGGCCCUCAAGAAUGGACUUGACUCCCUGCGGGUCGACAUCGAGGCUCUCCACAGCAGCCAUGAGAAGGCACUCGCCCCUGUUGACAACACGACCAAUGACGAGGUUAUCGAAGCCCUCAAGAACGGCCUUGACGCUCUCCGGGUUGACAUCGAAGCCGUGCGAGACAGCAGCGACAAGGCUGUUGCUCAGGUCGACAACCACAACACAAGCGAUGAGUUCAUCGAGGCCCUCAAGAACGGAUUGGAGUCUCUCAGGGUCGAUAUUGAGGCCAUCCGGGACAGCAAUGAGAGAGCUGUUGCACCUGCCGCGCCUGUGGACAACACCUCCAAUGACGAGGUUAUCGAAGCUCUUAAGAAUGGUCUCGAUGCUCUCCGAGUUGACAUUGAGGAGUUGCACAGCAGCCACGAGAAGGCUGUUGCCCCGGUUGACAACACCACGAACGAUGAGGUCAUUGAAGCCCUGAAGAACGGUCUCGAUGCCAUUCGCACAGACAUCGAGACCCUUCAGGAGAACCACGACAAGGCCCUUGCCCCUGUUGCUGAUAUCAAGCCCAACGAUGAGGUCCUUGAUGCCCUCAAGACCGGACUGGAGUCUCUCCGCUCUGAGAUUGAGUCUCUCCGUGAGACCAACGACCGCGCAGUCGCCCCCGUCGAUCCUGGCUCCGACGACAAGAUUCUGGAUGCUCUCAAGUCUGGCUUGGAAUCCGUUCGCUCAGACAUUGAAGCUCUUCGAGACAACAACACUGAGCGCGCUCUCGGACCCGUCCUCAAUGACCGUGAGCCGCAAGACAUCCCAUUGCCCCCUGACACCGUGCGUCACGAUGAUAUCAGGAACCUUGAGGUCCUGAUCACUGAGCUUCGCGUCAAGGUUGAGGCUCUGGAGCCCCAGAAGGAGGGUGUCCAGAAGGAUGAUCUGACUCGAAUGGAGGAGAUGAUCCGCAAUGUCCAGGAUACCGUCGAUGACAUUGGCUCUCGUGAAAUGAUGUCCACGCGCGCUAUCCCAACUGAGAAGAAGGAGCGCCCUGAGGCCGCCAUCCUUGGUGAUCCUGAGGAUGCCGCUACCAAGGAGGAUGUUCAAGCCAUUGAGACCAUCCUGCGAAACACCAAGGGAAAGCUUGAUGAUCUCAUUGACGGUGAUCAAGCCGUUCGCAAGGACCACAUCGACAAUGUUGAGACUCUCCUCCUCGAGACACGUGAGACUAUGGGAUCUAUCACUACUCAGAUGGAGACGGUCUCCCGCAAGGAGGAAAUCACUGGUCUCGAGACUCUCAUUUCUCAGAUCUCCACCGGCCUUGAAGAGUUGAAGGGUCGUCUUGACAAGGAGAGCGAGAACCCUGAAAGGGUUGUCAAGGCUGAUGUUGAAACUGUUGAGGCCCUCGCUCUCGAGAUCAAGACCGCUCUGGACGGAUACAUCAACACCGAUCUCGCCCUUCUUGCCCGCAAGGAGGAUGUGUCAGGCCUGGAGGCUCUUGUUGCUCGCAAGGAUGAUGUCACCAACCUCGAAACCGUCGUCAAGGAGUUCCACGAGAAGUUGGACCUCACUGUUGAGGCCCAGACCAAGGCUAUCGCAGUUCGCGACGAAGAGACCACCAAUGUUGCUGAGCGGGUGAACGAGGUCAAGAACUUCCUUGAGGAGCUUCAGGGAACCAUCAACAUCAAGCUCGAGGAGGGAGCCUCUGGUGUUGAGGGUGUCGGCAAGCUUCUCGAGACCAUGGGCGAGAAGAUUGACAAGAACGAAAAUGUUCACCAGGAUCUCAAGGACAUGCUCGACACUAUCAAGAGCGAGUUCGAAGACUCCAAGGCUGUCAUGGCUGGUGUCAAGAUCGAGUCCAACGACAAACUUCAGGAGACCACCGAGUCCCUGGGUAACAAGAUCGACGAGAAGAUUGGCGAGCUCAUCGCCAAGUAUGAGUCUCUUUCGACCCAGCUUGAUGAAAGAAGCAAGGUUAGCGAGGCUCGGGACGAGGCCGUCGAGACGGCUGUUGUCAGCUCCAAGACCGUCACAGACGAACUCAAGCUUCUCAUCGAUACUCUCGGCUCAACUGUCACUGAUUCUCUUGAGAAGAUGGAGGAGGCUUCCAAGACUGUCUUCACCAAGGUGGAGGAGCUCGUGACACGCCAUGAGGAGACACACACUGAAGACAAGGCUGAGCAUCAGCAAACCCGGGAUCAGAUCUCUCUGGCCUUGUCUGUCGUGGAGGGUCUAAAGGGCGAAGUUACUGAGGGGCAGCCCAAGAUCAUGGAGUCUGUCAAGGACCUCCUCCUUCUCGUCAGCGAGCACUUUGAGCACUCCAAGACAUCUGUCACGGACAUCCAGGAGAAGCUUGUCGAGAACAAGCCCCCGGAGAUCCUCAGCACUCUCCUGCCCCCCGAGAAGUACGACAAUACCGAGGUCCACGAGAAGCUCAACAACCUCGUGGAGCACAUCUACAACGACUCUGAAGUCCGUGAGCGCCUUGAUAGGAUUAUCGAGGAAAAGUACGAUGACACCGAAGUCCGCGGAAAGCUGGACAAGAUCAUCGAGGACAAGUAUGACGACGCUCAAGUUCACGAGAAGCUUACCACCAUCAUCGGACACAAGUACGAUGAUUCGGAGGUCAAGGAGAAGCUUGAGAAGAUCAUCGCAGACAAGUAUGAUGAUGCUGAAGUGCGGACCAAGCUCGACAAGAUUAUCGAGGACAAGUACAACGAUGCUGAUGUCCGUGAGAUGCUCAACGUGAUCAUUGACCAGAAGUACGACGAUGCCGAGGUUCGCGAGAAGCUUGGCUUCAUUCUGGAUCAGCAAAAGUACGACGACAAGGCAGUUCAGGAGAAGCUUGACUUGGUUCUGGACUCCAAGUACGACGACUCUGACGUGAAGGAGAAGCUUGGUCUCCUCAUUGACCUCAAGUAUGACGACGCUGAGGUGCACGAGAAGCUCGACAAGCUCGUUGACCACAGUAGCACCACUGAUCAGGCCCUCACUCGUCUGGAGACUCUUGACAAGGUUCACGCCUCGGUCGUCCAGACAGCGGCUGACAUCUCCGAGUUCCUCUCCGCCCAGAAGCAGCGCAUUGAGCAGGCACACGAGGAUCACGAGAAGACCCUCCGCGAGACUAUGGCAUCGGUGGAGCGCAAGCUUGCCGAGAAGGACCACGUUGAGGCGUCCGUCUCUAGCUUGCGUGAGGAGGAGGAGAGGCUUCGAAAGAGUGUCAUGAGCCUGCGAACUGAGCAGGAGAGUCUCAUCCGACAGAAGACUCGCCUAACGGGAGACGUCUCCUCGCUUGAGACUGCCCUUCGCGUUCGCAAGGAGGAGCUCUACGAUAUGGAGUCUCGUGCUGAGAACCUUGAGCGCCGCAUCCUUGAAGGUGUCAUGGAUCACUCUCGAGUGCUUCUCAUGUCGAAGGCCAACAAGAACGGCGGCGAUGCUAUGAGCCGCAAGCGAGUCAAGAAGCCUGCCACCGAGACCGACUCUUCUCAGCCUGCCCGCAAGUCGAUGGUGAGCAUUGCUCUCAACGCCAAGCGAAACCUAGCAGCUCCUGCACAGACUGGCAGUGCCCGAAGAAUCGUCUCUCUCAGCCAGAUCAACAACAACGUAGCAUCUGGUGGUGUCAAGCGCAGCCAGAGCGUGCGAACACCAAUGGGCGGUAGCAAGGCAUACCGCAAGAGAAGUUUGGGUGGCCACCUCGACAAGGGUCCAGGCGACAAUGAUAAGGAGAAUGUCGUCGGCCUUGGCGAGGCGGUCGAGGAGUUGGAUGAAGCUGAUGCCCGAGGUGCAGCACCAGAAGCCGAAGAGCCUGGCGCUGGAGACACGACAGUGCUGCACAACGAUGAGGCCGGCGACAGUGACAACGAGACGCUGCGGAGGAGCAGCAGGGGGACGGUCGUCACCAACAGUACCGACAUGUAUACAGAGGGUGAUGAUUACAGCGAGUACAGUGACGACACAGGGAGUGAGUGGACAGAGAGCGCGGUAGGAACCGACGCGGGAUCCAUACAGGAUCAGGGGAAUGACGUGGUGGUUUACGGAUCAUAG